AUGUCUGCCGUUACUGCUUCUCCUGCUGCUGCCAUUCCUGCCACUGAGGCUCCUGCCUGCCAUGUUAACAAGCCCAAGCCUUGCUGCGUCUGCAAAGAUGAAAAGUCUGUCCGUGAUGAGUGCCUUCUUUUCAACGGCCAGGAAUCUGGAAAGUGCGACGAAUUUAUCACCAAGUACAAGACUUGCAUGAAGGGCUUUGGCUUUGAAAUUUAA
Magnusiomyces paraingens is the source of this 213-nucleotide messenger RNA. RefSeq lists its product as uncharacterized. The coding region runs from base 1 to 213 and encodes 70 amino acids. NCBI's taxonomy places the organism in Eukaryota, Fungi, Ascomycota, Dipodascomycetes, Dipodascales, Dipodascaceae. The record is from RefSeq and is a predicted model, not a curated record. Gene Ontology annotation, biological process: mitochondrial respiratory chain complex IV assembly. Gene Ontology annotation, molecular function: copper chaperone activity; copper ion binding. Gene Ontology annotation, cellular component: mitochondrial intermembrane space. The transcript is spliced from 3 exons.